Messenger RNA from Larimichthys crocea (large yellow croaker), 2599 nucleotides. It is a transcript of the gene cxviih19orf44, whose product is annotated as chromosome XVII C19orf44 homolog. Bases 288 to 2414 code for a protein of 708 amino acids. The record is from RefSeq and is a predicted model, not a curated record. The transcript has 11 exons. Lineage: Eukaryota; Metazoa; Chordata; Actinopteri; Sciaenidae.
AUUGUCCCCGGGCAUCUUCACAUUGUCAAAUCUGUCCCUCUUUGAAAGAAGUUUGGACAGCUCUGGUUUGUCAGACUGUGCUGUGGAUGAACAGCAGACCUCUGCCUGUAGGCGGCACCAUGGCGCUUUUCACGGUACAGCCUGCCGGAAGUUCAUUAGAAGAAGAAGAAGGGCAGCUCUUCCUUGGAGACGAUGGACGCCUGAGUGGUCGCUAUGCACAAAGAAGUUACAAUAACGUGUGAGCAUGAAACAUUACAGCUGAUGGCUGGUUAAUAGUUCGGGUAGAGAUGUGGAAACGAGGCGGUCGAAGCUCCGCUCUGGACCGGGCUCAGGCUCUGCUGUCCGCCAGGAGGGACAGCAGAGGGGACGCUGAGUCCGUCACCCCGGUACACACCGGUGUUGUGAGGAGCAGGGCUGCCCCCCCGAACACGCACGCUUUACUCUCUGAUCUGAGUGACCUGUCCUCGGUCAGCUCAGCCUCCGAGCAUGGAGCUGACCCCGAGGCUGCUGCUGCUGCUGGGAGGACCCAGGGAGGAGAGGGGGCUUCCACCAAGGAUCUGAGACCUCAGAGCUCUCUGGGUGGAGGAGGUAACAGGUUCUUAAAGAAGGCUCCACCACCUCCAAACAACAACAGUCGGUCACCUGUCCGCAAGAGCCAAAUGCAGCAUCCUGAACCCAGAAAUGUUUCAUCCUCUCUACGAGGCUCGCAGACUGCUGCUCUGAGUAGACUGGCUCAAAUUGAGAGCCGGAUACGCAGCCGCCAGCAGACCGGGCAGUGGGCAAAACCUGCCAAAGAUCAAACCUCAGACUUGGGAAUCCAAGUCCAACCACCAGCAGCUGCCCAGUCCCCGGAGGCCUCUGGGCAACUCUCAGCACAGUCCAGCAGUGAGCACAGCCUGAAGGGGAAUCGUUUCCUUAAGAGCAACGCAGCCAUCACCGCCACUGCUGCUGCUAGAGCUCCACAAAGCCCAGAUGUUGGCGUCAGGUUCAGAUCUAGAGCUGCUGAUGCUGUCGUGCCUUCGCUGGGUUUGGAGACAAACUCAGGGAGAGUAUUGAGCGGUGUGUGUCUGGAAAGUGAUGAAGAGGACAUGAGGAAACUCCUUGGAGACUCAUUGAAUUCAAUGGACAACAGCUUCUUAAUACCUGGGAGAGCAGCAGACAAGAUGUCAAACAAAAGCAGUCAGAAGGUCCAGCCCACACCUCCUCACACCGCCGCGCCACCUCGCUCCCCUACCUCCCCCUCUCGUCGCAGCUCACCAUUCCGAUUCACCGGCCACACUCAGGCCCACUUCAGCCCCUCUGUGCUCUCCCUGUCGCCGCCCCCUCCCAACGUCUCCACCCCCUCUCCCCCAGGCAGGCUGAACUUCCCUCACGGGGCGUCGAGUCCGCAGCGUUCCCUCUCCUCCCUGUCAGGCUGCAGUGAGGUGCUCUCUCUGGAGGAGCUCUUCCCUGUUGGGCCUGCCUCUGAAGAUCGGCACAGUGAGAUGAGUGCAGUUUCUUCUGAAGAUGAAGAACAAGACUUCAAGAUAAAUGUGAUGACAUUAGAUGACCUUGUCCCUGCUGAACUUGGAUUUACUAAUGACACAGCAGGAAAGGAGAGAGAAGCCAAACUCAGCGCCCCUGAUCCCGGAUCCCCAAACAGACGACAGCUGCUAAGAUCGAAGGAGAAGCAGAAGGGAGAGGAACAGUGGCAGGAGGAGGAGGAGAAAGAGGAUUUGCUGGACUACCAGAGUGACUUUGAGAGUGAGAACAGGACAGCGCCAGAUCUCAGUGCGAGCCAGGUUUCCGAGCACUUGCAAGGACACGACGAUGAAAAGGAGUUGGUGUCGGAGGUCAGAGAGGAGGCAGAAUACGAUUACUCGACCACUUUCUCAGACACAAGUUGCUCCUCCACCUUACGGACCUCAGAUGGCAGUGAAACACUCAGCAGGAGCAGGGACUCCAAAUCCUCCAGAUCCUUUGUGUCACAUAGCGGCGAGUCGAGGAGGCGUGCUUCAACUAGAAUGGUUUUAAAAGAGGCAGCAGUGCAGACUCAGUCUGAUCCACUGGCUUCCACACGGCCUGCCGGUCUGUCUGCUUUGAGUCCUGCAGUAGCCAUGGCCUACAUGGAUCCCAGCCCAGUGGUCACUCAUAUGCUCAGUGCAGAAAUGGUGGAAGCCCUCAGCACCUUUAAUCCAGCUGUAUUUGCGCUCAAUGAAUUACUGAAGCAGCAAGUUGCCACGACGAGGCAGUUCAUCGAAAGCAGCCGACACCUUCACUCCAGCCUGGUGAAGAGCCUGGAACCACCAAACUACAGAUACACCACGCUGGAAGACACCAAGAAGUACAUUCUGAAGCGCAGACCUCCCAAACUCACGGUGGAGGAAGCCUUAGAGGAGGUGCUGCAGGAGGCGAGAGACCACCAUCACAUCUGAGCUGGAUUACUGAAACCUUGUGUGUGGAACAAGAGACAUUUUGCCACAACCAUUUUAUUACGAAAUGUUUUAUACACAAUCAGUCAUAAAUGGUAAAUGGACUGUACUUAUAUAUCUCCUUUCUAGUCUUCCGACCACUCAAAGUUCUUUACACUACAUAUCUCAUUCACCCAUUCACACACAUU